This is a messenger RNA of Aureobasidium musti, 951 nucleotides long. The record is from the annotation of a GenBank genome assembly. NCBI's taxonomy places the organism in Eukaryota, Fungi, Ascomycota, Dothideomycetes, Dothideales, Saccotheciaceae.
AUGGCCACGUCCAACAAUAAUGCAGAGGCACUGAUCCCUCAAUUCAAGUUCGAAAAACUUCUAAACCAAGCCGGACGCCGCAUCGUCUUGCAGGGCACAAUCGCAAACCAACCUGCACUGCUCCUUGCCGAACGCGCCGCCUUUGACGCAGACGAAGCACAUCUGUCAACCUUCAGCAGCUCGCUCUCGCACAUCCAGAACCUCGGCGACAAUGACAUCUACCGCUGGUACAUGGCCCACAGCGGUGCUGGCCAAGGACACCCGCCCGACCUGAAGAUCAACCUCAUCUACCCAUGCACCGACCAGCAUCUCAAGAAAUACGCUGCACAAGCCGUCCGCUAUGUGACCGAGACCCCUGCCAUCUAUCGCGACCAUGUUCGUCCGUACAUGCAGGCCAAGCGCGAUCAAGGACGACUAAACUGGGUAUUCAACAUUCUCGACGGACGCACCGAGCAAGAAGAUGUCCUGUUCCGUUCGCCGCACGAUACCACCCCUGAAGAUGAGAGAUACUUGUUGCUUCCUGACUUGAACUGGGACCGCAAGACGCUGGGAAGCCUACACUUGCUCGCACUCGUCGAGCGCAGAGACAUUUGGAGUCUUCGCGACCUCAAGAAGAAGCACGUCCCUUGGCUCAAGUCUAUCGUUGCAGACAUUGCAAACACCGUUUCGCGUCUGUACAGCAUAGACUCGGACAUGCUCAAAUGCUAUGUCCAUUACCAACCAACCUACUACCACUUCCACAUCCACAUUGUCCAUGUAUCGCUCGAAGCUGGUGCUACACAGGCUGUGGGUAAAGCUCUGUCGCUCGACAACAUCAUCGCCCAACUCGCUACCAUGGCUGGCGACGAGGAAGCCGGCAUGGACGGUGUUGAUCUGUCUUUCACCCUGGGUGAAGCCAGCGAGCUAUGGACAGAUGUGUUCCUGCCUCUGAAGGAAAAGCGUCUACAAUAG